Messenger RNA from Clupea harengus (Atlantic herring), 3045 nucleotides. It is a transcript of the gene lama3, whose product is annotated as laminin subunit alpha-3-like. The record is from RefSeq and is a predicted model, not a curated record. Bases 16 to 2910 code for a protein of 964 amino acids. The transcript has 21 exons. Gene Ontology annotation, molecular function: signaling receptor binding. Gene Ontology annotation, biological process: cell adhesion; regulation of embryonic development; regulation of cell migration. Lineage: Eukaryota; Metazoa; Chordata; Actinopteri; Clupeiformes; Clupeidae.
CCCCCUGGUGGAAACAUGUUGGACAGCAUGAGGCACAUCCGAGAGCUGAUUGAGCAAACGAGGCAGAUGGCUAACGCGAUCAAAGUGCCCAUGAUGUUCACUGGCAAGGGCUAUGUUGAACUCCGCCCCCCGGCUGACCUCAGGGACCUCCGUGCGGUCACGACCCUUGACCUCUACCUCCAGCGCCCCCCUCUCGAGCCCCCGAGGGGUGACUCGAACAGCAGGCGCAGACGCAGGCAAGGCCGAGAGAAAGCAGAGAACACGUUUGUGUUCUACCUUGGCAACAAGAACGCCUCGGAGGACUUUGUGGGCAUGACGCUGAGGAACAACGUCCUGUACAGCAUGUAUCGGCUGGGUGGCGUCUUCCACAGCAUGGAGAUCACCAACGUCACCAGAUCACCGCGGGACCCGGCACAUUUCGACCGCGUGGACUUUAACAGAGUUUACCAGGACUUGGAGGUCAUCUACACGCGAGGCUACACUUCAAAGAGUCCAGUCCUUCUUCCCGCCUUCCAGCUGCAUCCAGACUCCCUGCACAACCUCCUCCAUCUGGACCCUGGCAGCACCGUCUUCUAUGUGGGGGGCUUCCCGCACAACUUCACUCCCCCUGCUGAGAUGGGCCUGGGCUUAUCGCUGUACCGCGGGUGCAUCGAGUCCUCCACGCUCAGCCACAGGCUUCUGGGCCUCUACAACUUCCAUCGAGUCGUCAACGUCAACCAGAAACAACCCUGUGUCAGGCAGGUGUCCCAAGACAAGACAGAGCAGCUGUACUUUGAUGGCACAGGCUACGGUACGGUCAACAUAACCCAGUCAAAGACCAGAAGACGGAUCGAGUUCAGUGUGAAGAGCUCGCUGAGGAAUGCACUAUUGUUCUACAUUGGAAAUGAGAGAUCCUACUACAGCGUGAUUGUAGAGAAGGGCCACCUGGUGCUGACCGGAAGACAGGGUGACCAGGUCCAUUCCAAUAGGACUGCCACAGAAGUCUUUCCCACGGCCAGAGAUACGUUCAAAAAGAUUGACAUCGUCUUCAAUGAUCCAGACGUAAAAGUCUUGGGAGAAACGCACAUAACAAUCCCUUACAGCAAAGACGUCUACAACUUCUUCUACAUCGGUGGAGUGCCACUGUCUCUGAGAGAGAGGGACGGCAUAACGGCCCCCGCCCUUAAGGGCUCCCUGCAGAACUGGCCUAAGGUGGACUCACAGAGGGAAACCCUCAUCGAGAUGCUCGGAGUCAUGAGGGGCUUCCGGGAAAAUCUACUGGCCGUUCGUGAGGCAGACUUCAGUGCUGACAGCUCCCUCACAGAGGCCCAAGAACCUUUUAAAGAUACCAUUUCACUGGGGUUCAAGACCGCUCAACCAGGAAGUGUUCUUCUGCAGACCGCCCAAGGGGCCCAGGGCAUCAAGCUGUCACUCACUGAUGGUCGUGUGGAGUUUAAAUAUGGCAGCCAGGCAGUGAUGUCGGAGAGGAAGUACCAUGACGGGAGGUGGCACUACCUGACGGCCCUCAGAAAUGACUCAGGACUGAGGCUCACGAUUGAUGACAGUGACACAGGAAGUGACCGCCCGAAUUCAUCCCCGGUCGUAACCGAUGGCAACAACCUCACUUUGGGGAGAGAGGUUUUCAUAGGUUGCCUUGCAGACCUCUACAUGAGAAGGCCGGGACAAGCUUACCUGCCAUCUGACCUGUCCCAGUUCCACCCCAAAGGAAAUGUCAACCUGGGUGUCUGUGGUGUGGAGCGCCCCCCUCAGGCCAUCAGAGCAACUGCACUCAAACAAAAAAACAAAAAUAAACACAGGAUGAAAAAGAGUGGAUCUGGUCCUGACAUCUGUAGGCCUCCAGUAGGCCUCCUUCAGGCCUACUCCUUGACAAGCCCAGCCAGUCAGCUCAGCUUCCACAUCCCUCCUGAGGAACUCAACUACAGACCCCAUUUCUCGUUGGUGAUGAAGACUACGUCCACAGAAGGCCUGAUUCUCCACAUCCGUGGGAAACAAAAUGGGGCCCACAUGACUCUUUAUAUGACCAGUGGCAAGAUAAGGCUAAUUGUUGGGAAUAGGAGCAUCCAUUACCAUAAGAAGAUAAAUGACAACCACUGGCACAAGGUGGACCUCAGUGUGGAGAAACACAGUUUUCACCUGCUGGUGGACAACCUGAGGGUGACCGACGGACAGCUACCUGCAGGAGAGGGAGCCGCCCUCAAUCUCAGCUCACCUGUCUACCUGGGCGCAGACCUCACGACCCCAAACACAGAAGCACAGAGGAAGUCCGUGCCCAGGGCUAGUGUGACAGGGUGCAUUUAUAAUUUCAAGUUUUAUAACGAGCUGGUGGGUGAGCCUCUGACCAAAGCAGGAAUAUCGCCGUGUUUCGACAGUAAAAUGGAGUCAGGGGUCUUUUUCUCUGGUGAAGGAGCUUACAUGGCUUCCCAGACCCCUUUGAUGGUGGAUGCUGACUUCCACCUUACCUUUGCUGUCCGCCCUCGAGAUGUUCUGGGCUUACUUUUCCAUGCAAGAGGACACCACAGGCGAAGUAUCAGUGUGUACCUACAGAGCAACCAGAUAAUUGCUCGGGCAAAUGAUGGAGGAGGAGACUACACCGUGUCGAUAGCUAUCUCACACAACCUCUGUGACUCUUUCCACACUGUCUCAGUGUACAAACAGAAAAACUCCAUCAAGCUGGAACUAGACUUUAAAUCCAGACAUGUCAGAGGACCUUUGGCAGCCUCCUACUCCAGCUCCCUGGACUCCUUGUAUUUUGGGGGCAUACCGGGGGACCUCCAGGCUCAACACGUCCCAGUGAGGCGGUCUUAUGUGGGCUGUCUUCGGGACGUGCGGCUGAACGGAGAAGACGUCUCGCUUGGGUCCCUCUACACGCCACAUGGCCCAGUGAGCCUGCAGGGGUGCCCCGUAAACUAAGGCCAUCUGUGUGACCCCAAGAGAUCCAGCUCCGCCAUUUAGACUGAGAAACAUCCUUGAUCCAUAUAUAUGCACACACACACACACACACACACACAGACACACAACCUCUCUGCUACACACACAUUUAGACUG